AUGUUAAUUGCACGGAAUGUAGAUCCUUUAGAACAAUCUUGCCUGGAUGCGCUUAAAGUUGUUAGCAAAAAAAAUAAUAAUAGUUCAAAUACUCCCAAAAACAUUGGUACACCAAUUGUACCACCGCUAGGCCGUAUUAACACUAAUAUGGCUGCAAUGUCCAUAAAUGAUCAAAAUCGCCCGGGGACAAAUAAUAACAACAUUAAUAGACCACCUGAACGACCGGUGGGUGCAACAAAUUUAAAUCAAAUAAAUAAUUUUGAACAGGGUAACAAUCAACCCAAUCCUCAAGUACCGCGGACUGUUGUUGGUCAACAUCCAAUACCAAUUAAUAAUCCUCAACAUCCAGUACCAAUUAAUAAUCCUCAACAUCCAAUACCAAUUAAUAAUCCUCAACAUCCAAUGCCAAUUAAUAAUCCUCAACAUCCAAUGCCAAUUAAUAAUCCUCAACGUCCAAUGCCAAUUAAUAAUCAUCAACAUCAAGUACCAAACAAUAUUGUUCAAACGCGACCUAACAAUCCAAAUUUUACCGGUCAAAUACCACAUAAUAAUCAAAUGCCACCCAAUCCAAAUUUUACCGGUCAAAUACCACAUAAUAAUCAAAUGCCACCCAAUAAUCCAAAUUUUACCGGUCAAAUACCACAUAAUAAUCAAAUGCCACCCAAUAAUCCAAAUUUUACCG
Messenger RNA from Dentiscutata erythropus, 682 nucleotides. NCBI's taxonomy places the organism in Eukaryota, Fungi, Glomeromycota, Glomeromycetes, Diversisporales, Gigasporaceae. The record is from the annotation of a GenBank genome assembly.